Molecule: messenger RNA, 627 nt
Organism: Anneissia japonica
Lineage: Eukaryota; Metazoa; Echinodermata; Crinoidea; Comatulida; Comatulidae
Exons: 2
Coding region: 1-627 (208 amino acids)
Biological process (GO): DNA integration
Molecular function (GO): nucleic acid binding
Source: RefSeq, a predicted model, not a curated record
AUGUUCCAGUGGAAGUUGCUUGAAGCACUUCAUGACUUGAAUGGAGUAGUAUGUGUUGCAGAUGACGUGGUUAUUCAUGGAUCAACGAAAGAGGAACAUGACAAAAAUUUGCACAGCUUCCUCGACCGAUGUAAGCAUGUUGGAAUCAAAUUGAAUCCUGAUAAGUUUGAAAAAGAAUUGGAGGAGAUUACCUUUAUGGGUCACAAAAUAACCAAAGAGGGAUUGCAGUCUGAUCCAGAGAAGAUUAAAUCUAUCUGUGAUAUGCCUCCACCUAAAAAUGUUAAAGCAGUGUAUCAGGUGGUCAGCGAUGGAGGACCACAGUUCUCAUCGAACAACUUCAAAGCUUUUAGCACAGCAUGGGGAUUCCAGCAUAUCUUAUCUAGUCCAGGUAACAGUCAAUCCAAUGGGGCAGCAGAGGCUGCUGUUAAAGUAGCUAAACGCCUUAUGAAGAAAUGCGCCAGUGCUGGUGAAGACCCAUACAUUGGAUUAUUGAACAUCAGAAAUACACAAACGGAGGGUAUGACGACAACACCCACCGAGAGAUUAAUGGGAAGAAAAACAAAGACCAUACUUCCAACCACAAACAAAACUCUCACAUCAAUGUACGAAAUCAACGACGACAUUUAA